AUGUGUGUUGAAUGCCUAUAUGAAAACAGAGUAGAGAUUAAACAAGCAGCUCCGAUUAAUAAAUUUCAUGAAACUCUUCUAAAGAAAUUUAAAGAAAACCAGUUGGAGGAUACAUCAGAAUUAAUUAAAAAUAAAAUAGGCUUCAAAUAAUUGCUAUCUGAAACUGAAGCUAUUAUGAAGAAGUUAUGGGAAGAUUUAGCAUCUUCAAUUAAAUUGAUCUAUGAGAUGAUUGAGUAAGAAAAUAAUUCCUACAUUAAUCUCAUCAUAAAUAAUGACAAUUUAGCAGAAUCUUCUUUUAUUGAUUUGGAAAAAUUAGUGUAAAUACAGAAUGGGGAAAUUUUAGAUGAUUGGAAUUAUAAAAAGAAUUCUUAUGUGAAGAAAUUGGAUAAGGCUAAGUAGUGGCUAGAAAAAGAAGUGAAAAAUUUCAUUGAAAAAUUUAAACAACAAAUGAAUGAGAUUUUAUAGAUGUUUCAGUAUAAUUUAACAACAUUUUCAAAUAGGAUUGAAACGAAAGAGUAAUUGAUAUGGAAAGAAGGUACCAAACAAAUAAGAGGAUUCUUUUGGAAUUAUUCUUUUAAAUUACAUCAAAUAACUUUACAAUAUUUAAUUUAAAUUACAAUAUUGAAAGAUAUAGAAAUUUGUUUAAAAUUAUCUCAAUAUUAAAAAUAGAAAUGUCUAAUUUUAAAAUUAUCAAUAAGAAUUUGCAUAGCAAAAUAAUAUGUAAAAAAUGGGAAAGCCUUAAAAAGAUGA
Paramecium pentaurelia is the source of this 750-nucleotide messenger RNA. NCBI's taxonomy places the organism in Eukaryota, Ciliophora, Oligohymenophorea, Peniculida, Parameciidae. The record is from the annotation of a GenBank genome assembly.